This is a messenger RNA of Cynara cardunculus var. scolymus (artichoke), 906 nucleotides long. Its product is annotated as rubredoxin. The coding region runs from base 150 to 755 and encodes 201 amino acids. The record is from RefSeq and is a predicted model, not a curated record. The transcript has a single exon. Gene Ontology annotation, molecular function: electron transfer activity; iron ion binding. Gene Ontology annotation, biological process: alkane catabolic process. Gene Ontology annotation, cellular component: chloroplast. NCBI's taxonomy places the organism in Eukaryota, Viridiplantae, Streptophyta, Magnoliopsida, Asterales, Asteraceae.
GAUGUACGUCUACAACCCCAAGUUAACGACUACCACCCAGUCUUAUCCAAUCUUCCAGUUAGCAGCAUAUCCUCUUCCAUGGUUCCCUUUUGAUUCUUCCUCAAUCUGCAUCUCCAUCUCCUCCCAUCAUCCAUUAAUCCGAACCAGAAAUGGCUACAGCAGCAUCAGCAACAUUUCGCCUCACUCAGCCAUCAUCAUCGAUGAGUUCAUCGUCGUCUUCUCCCAGAUCCAAACCUCACCUCACCUUUCCCUUCAAACCCUACACCCUUUUACCACUUCCCAAAUACCCUAAGCUCCAAAUCGCUUCAAAAUCAAUUGAUGUCUCCAAAGAAGAUAAACCAGUUUUGGAUCCUGUUUCAGAACCAGUACCAGAACCGGAAUUCUCAAUAGAAUCCAUACCGCAAACAGACGAGUUCGACAAACGCAGGCUAGAGGAGAAAUUCGCCGUCCUAAAUACCGGAAUCUACGAAUGCAAAUCGUGUGGAUACUUGUACAACGAGGCCGCCGGUGACCCGUCGUAUCCGAUAGCACCUGGUUUGCCGUUCGAUAAGUUGCCGGAGGAUUGGAGGUGUCCGACGUGUGGUGCCGCCAAGACCUUCUUUCAGGGUAAGAGUGUGGAGAUUGCUGGAUUCGCUCAGAACCAACAGUUCGGAUUGGGGGGAAACACUUUGACUUCCGGCCAGAAGGCCAUUCUCAUCUAUGGUAGCCUUCUCUUCUUCUUCGUCUUGUUCUUGUCUGGUUAUUUUCUUCAAUGAAAGCAGAUAAUAUGGUGGGUAUAGAUUUAAAGGGAUUUUUGUAAUUUGUAUACCAUUUCUUCCAUGAUUUCUGAAAAUUCAUUGAUAAGAGGUUUUUGGAUGGUGAAGAUGAUGAUGUGGGUAGGAUUCUUGAUGAUUGAUUUGAUCUUCA